Rhea pennata is the source of this 2126-nucleotide messenger RNA. RefSeq names its product transmembrane BAX inhibitor motif containing 6 (gene TMBIM6). The transcript has 11 exons. The coding region runs from base 483 to 1193 and encodes 236 amino acids. Lineage: Eukaryota; Metazoa; Chordata; Aves; Rheiformes; Rheidae. Gene Ontology annotation, biological process: negative regulation of RNA splicing; cellular response to unfolded protein; negative regulation of apoptotic signaling pathway. Gene Ontology annotation, molecular function: enzyme binding. The record is from RefSeq and is a predicted model, not a curated record. Gene Ontology annotation, cellular component: mitochondrial membrane.
GCGGAGCGCGGCGCAGGUGCCAGGGUAAACAGCAGCCGGCCGGGCCGGGGCUGGCGCAGGGGCUGCCUGGGCGCAGACCCGAAAGGAGAGAGGAGAAGGAGGCCCCCGAGGGAGCCUCGCUGCUGCUGGAGCCCCGUCUGGGGACGUCAUUACAGGCGUUAAUAGUAGCCUGGUGCAAAGACGCUUUCCAGCUGCCGGGAGCGCUCCCGCAGGGCCUGAGCCUUUCUAGGGGCGGCCCUGGCCUUGCAACAGCCUGCAAUAAUUGCGCCAGCUAGACUAGGAGGGCUCCGCACGCCUGGCCAGGCAGAGACCGCGGCGGCUCGAGAGCAGUUCGCAGCUCCUGCCGCUUGCUCUGUGCAGGGAGCCGUGGGCACGAAGGUGCCCUGCCAGGGCCGGAGGCACCGACGCCAGGACAGGCAGGUCCUCGGCUCCCGCCUACAUCUCUGCAAAGCCACCGGUGAGUCCGGUCCCAGACCAGCACCAUGAACGUGUUUGACCGAAACAUCAACUUCGAUGCUCUCUUCAAGUUCUCCCACAUCUCUGCCUCCACCCAGGAACACCUGAAGAAGGUCUAUGGCAGCUUCGCCCUCUGCAUGUUUGUGGCGGCCGCAGGCGCCUAUGUCAACAUGGUGACCCACCUCUUCCAGUUCAGCCUGCUGACUGGCCUGGGCGCCCUGGGGCUGAUGAUCUGGCUCACGGCCACCCCCCACAGCAAGGAGACAGAGCAGAAGAGGCUGGGGAUGCUGGCCGGCUUUGCCUUCCUGACAGGCAUCAACCUGGGGCCCCUCCUGGAAAUGUGCAUCUCCAUCAACUCCAGCAUCAUCCCCACCGCCUUCCUGGGCACUGCCACCAUCUUCACCUGCUUCUCACUGAGCGCCCUGUACGCCCGACGCCGCAGCUUCCUCUACCUGGGAGGGUUCCUGCUCUCCGGCCUCAGCCUGAUGCUCCUCUCUUCCGUGGUUAAUGCGUUUGUGGGAUCCACUUGGCUCUUCACAGCCAACCUGUACCUGGGGCUGAUGAUCAUGUGUGGCUUCGUCCUCUUCGACACGCAGCUCAUCAUUGAGAAGGCGGAAAGCGGGGACAAGGAUUAUAUCUGGCACUGCGUGGAUCUCUUCCUUGACUUUGUCAACAUCUUCCGGGAGCUCCUGAUGAUCCUGGGCAUGACCGAGAACAAGAAGAAGGAGAAGAAGUGAAGCUGCUCUGGGUCGAGGCGGAGCUGUCCCCAUCCGGUCCCUGUCCCCGUCCUGUCCCUGUCCCAGUCCUGUCCCUUCUCUAAUUCAUUAAAGGGGUUGCGCUUGCUGCUGAUGAAAAGCAGCUGAGAAGCUUUCGCACCUUGUGGGUUUUUCUCUUGUUUAGCUUUUUUUUGAUUAGAAACCAGCUGAUUUGCAGAUCCUGCUGGAGUUUGGCUCCCCCCUGGCCCGGGAUGGUGGCCAGCGGUGCCUCGUGCUGGCGCCAGAGGCCAAAUCUGUCAGGGUUACUGUAGACUUGGAUCUUUCGUUAGAGGUUUUUUCCCCCUUCCCCAGCCCCGGGGGACACGCGUGCCCACCAAGACCAGUCCUGGCCCGGGGCUUUGGCACCUGCCGCCCCCAACCCCUGCCUGGAGCGGGAGCCUUAUCUUCUGGGCUGUGCUGCGGGGAGCAGGCACCUCGUCCGCUCCCCGCGCCAGCGCGGCGGGGGCAGGCACAGCGCUCCACAGGGCAAGGCAGCCCUCCGGCCUCCCUGCGCCAGCCGGGGGGCACUGAGACACCCCCCCCCCCAGCUGCCCUGCGGGGCUGGGGCACCUGGCACGGUCCACCGGGACCCCGGGCUGCCCGGGCCGGCCAUGCCCCUGCGCCUCUCGCCUGAAGCCAAACUCCACCUCUGCCUGCUUGGGACGGAGGAGCCUCUCCUUUAGCACCAGUGCCAAGAAAUACAAUGGAAAAGAAAUCAUCUGCUGUGAGAACCGUCUAGCAGGUCUGACCCAGUAAUGACUGUAAUUACCUUCCUCUUCCACCCGUGUACAGCCCUGGCUGCGGUAUAGAAACUCAGACUGUGAAGACAAAGGUGUUUUGAUUCAGAGCUCUAUAAAAAUCUCCAUAGUCUUACUUUGUACACCAAGAUAAUUCAAUAAAAUGCUCAGACUUUAA